Messenger RNA from Maudiozyma saulgeensis, 927 nucleotides. Lineage: Eukaryota; Fungi; Ascomycota; Saccharomycetes; Saccharomycetales; Saccharomycetaceae. The record is from the annotation of a GenBank genome assembly.
AUGUCGUACUAUAACAGAUAUAAGAAUAAGAGAAGACAGAAUGGCGGAGGAGGACCAGGUGGUUACAACAACAACAAUAAUAACAAGGGACCUGAUGGUAAUGAUCCAAACACCCUAGGUUUACUAGGGAAUCAGCAAGCAGAUGCUAUUUUUGAUUUAGGGAAGAACAAAAGGGUCACCGUGAGACAAUUUAGGAAUAUUAAUUUAAUUGAUAUUAGAGAAUAUUAUAUGGACAAUUCUUCAGGUGAGAUGCGUCCAGGGAAGAAAGGGAUCUCUUUGACAGAGGAUCUGUAUGAUGAAUUGUUGAAACAUAGAUUAAAUAUCGAUGAUGCGUUAAGAAGGUUUGGCUCUAGGAGACCUAGAACUAAGACAGUUAGAUUACUUUCAGAUGAUGAAGAAGACGAUGAAGAAGAAGACGAUGAUAAGAAAGAAAAUAAAAAAGAUGGGAAGAAUAAAGAUACAAACAAAAAAUCCACUAGUGGUGAUAAUAAAGAUAGUACCAAUUCUACCGGAACAACUGGCGAUGAUGGUAAACCUACAAAGAAGCGGGCUAGAGAGAAGGAUAUGAAAGAAGGUGAAGAAAUUGAAGUUAAAUCUAGAAAACAGAAAGUGGCUCCACCUACUUUAUUAUUGCAUGAAGAAACUAUUGAAAACGCGAAGAGAGAAGCAAAUGCUACUUUAGUGAUUCCAAGUCUCCCUAAAGCACCUGAACCCAAAGUUCAAGAGACUAAAACUCCAGACGUUAAACCUGAAGAACCUGUACCUGAACUAGCAGAAGUACCAGCAGAAGUCCCUGCUCUUGCUCCAACUCCUGCAGCCACUACACCUGCCGAACCACAAGAAAGCAAGGACAACAAUUCCAGCGAUGGUGAGAGUCUGGAAGCAGAGAUGAACAAAAUCUUCGAUGAGGUCAGCGAAGAAGAAUAG